AUGAAUCCCCAGAAUCCCCUGGGCCGCCCGCCCUCAUACACGUAUGCUCCUCCAGGCGGCCUCGGUGCGCCCCCCUCUGCUCACGGCCGUCCUGCGAGUCCCCUUCCUCCCAUCAACACGUCGGCGCCUGGAUACCCUCCCCAGCAGCCGCCCUACCCUCCCCAGCCCAACGCCAUGGCAGAGGUCGCGGGCGAGGGUCGUUCAAAGGCGCAGCUGAUUGUCGGCAUUGAUUUUGGUACCACCUUCUCCGGUGUCGCAUUCGCUUUUGCGACAAACACUGAGGCCAAGGAAGACAUCAUUACCGAAUGGCCUGGCGCGGGCAACCAGACCAAACAAAAGAUUCCUACGGUGCUCUACUACGACCAGUACCAAAAGGUUGUUGGCUGGGGCCCUGACAUUGCUGAUGCUUUGGCCCCCACGGGCUACCCCAAGCCUGGCGUGCAAAAGGUCGAGUGGUUCAAGCUGCAACUGAUGCUGUCUGGAAACACAUACAUUGACCCCAUCAACCUUCCCCCGCUACCCCCGGGCAAGUCUGAGAUCGAUGUCGCUGCCGACUACCUCUUUCACCUCCGACAGGCGAUGCGGAACCAGCUGCAGAAGACGCUGGGUGAGGUGUUCAACCGAGAAGAGCGCAACAUCAGGUACUACCUGACAGUCCCCGCCAUCUGGAACGAUGCUGGAAAAGCUGCCACGCGCGCUGCUGCCAUCCAGGCGGGUUUCCUUCGUGACGAAAACGACAACAGGUUGACACUCAUUACUGAACCCGAGGCUGCUGCCAUGUUCUGCUCCAAGACUGGUCUGCUCAACCUCAAGAUACACGACGCUGUGCUCAUUGUCGAUUGCGGUGGUGGUACCGUCGAUUUGAUCGCCUACGAGGUCGAAGAGGAGCAACCCUUCUCCGUUGCCGAGUGCACAGCAGGCUCCGGUGACUCGUGCGGUUCUACAGCGCUCAACCGCAACUUUAGCAACAUUCUCCGUGCGAAGAUUAGGAAAAUGAAGCUGCCAGACGGCUCAAAGACUGCCGGAAAGGUCUACGCCAAGUGCAUCAUGGACUUUGAGAACAGGAUAAAGGCCGACUUCCGUAACAACGGACAGAAAUGGGCCGUUGACGUUGGUAUCGAGGCCGAGUUCCCUGAAGCGGGCAUUGAAGAAGGAUACAUGACUUUUACCAACGAGGAGAUUCUGCAGUGCUUUGAGCCUGUGGUGAACCGAAUUCUUGAACUUGUCAGGAACCAAAUUAUUGCUAUUCAGGCGCAGAACAGGUCAUUACAGAACGUCCUGGUUGUCGGUGGUUUUGGUGCCUCGGAGUACCUCUUUCAACAAAUUAAGCUCCACGUCCCUCCGCAAUUCCAGUCCAAGGUUGUUCGACCCAUGGACUCGGUCGCCGCCAUUGUCAAGGGAGCCGUUACCGCCGGUAUCACCGAGCGCAUCGUCACACACCGUGUUGCACGUAGGCAUUACCUCAUGGCCACCCUUCAGCCCUUCAAGGAGGGUCACCACCCAGAACAAUACCGCGUCCCUUCACUCGACGGCAAAGAUCGUUGCAAGUACACACGCCAGAUCUUUGUGCAAAAGGGACAAAGAGUCAAGAUUGGCGAGCCUGUCAAGGUUUCGUUCUUCAGGCAGGUGGCGCCAGGCGCAACCCUCAUGUACGAGGAUAUUCUGUACGCAUGUGACGACGAUGUCUGCCCAGAGUACACCAAGGAUCCUCGCAUCAAGGAAGUCGUCACAUUGACAUCAGACCUAUCACGGAAAAACCUCGAAAAGGACUUUGAACGCAUGGAUACCCCUCAAGGCACUUUUUACCGCGUAUACUUUGACAUUUACCUUACUCUCGACGGCUCAGAGUUCAACGCCGAGCUCGUCUGCCAGGGCGAGGUCAUGGGCAGAUGCACAGCGCGCUUUAGGUAA
This is a messenger RNA of Bipolaris zeicola 26-R-13, 1911 nucleotides long. RefSeq lists its product as uncharacterized. The transcript has 5 exons. Gene Ontology annotation, molecular function: ATP-dependent protein folding chaperone; ATP binding. Bases 1 to 1911 code for a protein of 636 amino acids. The record is from RefSeq and is a predicted model, not a curated record. Lineage: Eukaryota; Fungi; Ascomycota; Dothideomycetes; Pleosporales; Pleosporaceae.